Dermatophagoides pteronyssinus (European house dust mite) is the source of this 4137-nucleotide messenger RNA. Its product is annotated as long-chain fatty acid transport protein 4-like. NCBI's taxonomy places the organism in Eukaryota, Metazoa, Arthropoda, Arachnida, Sarcoptiformes, Pyroglyphidae. Gene Ontology annotation, cellular component: endoplasmic reticulum membrane; plasma membrane. The record is from RefSeq and is a predicted model, not a curated record. Gene Ontology annotation, biological process: long-chain fatty acid import into cell; long-chain fatty acid metabolic process. Gene Ontology annotation, molecular function: long-chain fatty acid-CoA ligase activity; long-chain fatty acid transmembrane transporter activity.
UUUCAAGCAAUCAUCAUCGUUGCCAUAAUUUAUAAGUUAUAAAAACAAAAUAUUCAGAAAAAUGUUUAAAAUGUCUGAAAUAAUCGAUUUGAUUCGUAAAUUGCCCAAACUAUUUUAUAUUAUGAUAUUUCGUGAUCUCGUGUGUGCAAUAUUAUUUUUUACAUUUCAAAUACGUAUACGAUGGAUUCUACGACAAAAUCGUGUAUUAAUAAAAUAUUUUGAUUAUAAUGUACAACGUUUUCCAGAAAAAACAGCUAUACAUUUUAAUGAUGAAUGUUUUACAUUUAAAAAUAUUUCGGAUUUAGCACAAAAAAUAUCCAAUUGGUUUGAAACAACAUUACAAUUAGGACAUGAUGAUGAAUGGGAACAAUUGAAUCAUACAAAACAAACAGGUGAUGAUGAUUUUCCAUUAAAUCGUGAAGCAAAAAUAUUAAAAAAAUUUGAAAAUAAUAAACGUUCAACACAAAUCGGUUUAAUGUUUGGUAAUAUACCGGAAUUGGCAAGUUUUAUUAUCGGUAUUGCACGUGUACGUUGUUCAGCUGUUUUAUUCAAUACAAACACACGUCGUGAUUUAUUAUUGAAUUCAUUUCGUGCAACCGAUUGUAAAAUAUUCAUAUUUGAACCAAAAUUUCUUUCAGCUAUACAAGAUAUUGCUGAUGAAUUACCGGACAUACGAUUUUUUAUGUAUGAUCGUAAUGAAUCAAAAAAUCAAAUUAUUAUCGAUCAAUAUUAUAAUGGUAUUAGUCGACAGGAUUUAAUUGAAAAUACUAUUGAACCAUCAUCAUGGAAAUUUGCAUCGAUUUUAAAUGCAUAUCCAAUAACGGGGGUUAAAAAAAAUUAUCCAUAUAAAAUGUCCGAUAUGGUUCAAUUUAUGUUUACAUCCGGUACAACUGGUGGUAAUAUUAAAUGUGUACCAGUCGAUAAUGUACGUUAUAUUGGUGGUAAUCUUUCACAUAAAUUAGUUUUCGGUUUUCGUAAAUCCGAUCAUUUUUAUGUUUGUUUACCUUGUUAUCAUGCAUUUGCUGGUGUUAUUGGUUUAAGUUCAAUAUUUAUUGAUGGUAAUACAAUUACAUUGGCUGAAAAAUUUUCAGCAUCCAAAUUUUGGAAUGAUUGUCGUAAAAAUCAAUGUACAAUUGCAUUAUAUAUUGGUGAAAUAUGUAGAUAUCUAUUAGCACAACCCGAACAAUCGGAUGAUCAAAAACAUUCAUUACGUAUGUUAUUCGGUCUGGGUCUGAAUAAAGAACAUUGGAUUAAAUUACGUAAACGUUUUAAUAUACCAAAAAUUGCUGAAUAUUAUGGAUCAAGUGAAGGAAAUAUUCUUAUUGCUAAUCAUCAAAAUGUACCCGGUUCAUGUGGUUUCAUACCAUAUUAUUAUGGUCCAUUACUUUAUGCAUUAUGGCCAUGUCAUAUAUUAAAAGUUGAUCCAAUAACAUUAGAAUUAGUACGAGAUUCAAAAACUGGUCUUUGUAAAAUGGCUAAAAAUGGUGACCUUGGUAUGAUGGUCGGUGAAAUACGUAAAGGACAAAUAUUUACUGAAUAUCUUGGCUAUACAUCAACAGAAGAAUCUACCAAAAAAUUAAUACGUAAUGUACGACAACAUGGUGAUUUUGUUUUUGUUUCCGGUGAUCUUAUGGAAAUGGAUUUUUAUGGUAAUCUUUAUUUUAAAGAUCGAACCGGUGAUACUUUUCGUUGGAAAGGUGAAAAUGUAUCAACAACCGAAAUUGAAUCAAUCAUUACACAAUUUAUUAAUCAUCAAGAUUGUAUUGUUUAUGGUGUUAUUGUACCUGGUCAUGAAGGUCGUUGUGGAAUGUUGGCUAUUAAUUCUAAAUCCAAUGAUAAUUCAACAACAAAUAAUAAUAAUAAUCAAAUUGAUUUAGAUAAAUUAUUGGAAUUUAUGAAAACUCGUAUACCGGAAUAUGCAAUACCAAAAUUUAUAAGAUUUACUGAACAAAUUCAAUUAACUGGUACACAAAAAUAUAUUAAAUAUCCAUUACGUGAACAAGGUAUUGAUUUGAAUCGUUUUGAACCAAAAACUGAUCAAAUUUAUUAUUUUGAUCUUGUAUUACGUUUAAAAUGGAUGAUUUGGACAAAUCAAACAUUAAUACAUUGUUUUGAUAGUGUUUUACAUCGUUUUCGUAAUCGUACGGCAAUUAUUUAUCAUGGUGAAAAAUAUUCAUAUCAAACAUUAGAUGAUUUAGCAAAUAAAAUAUCAAAUUGGUUUGAAAAUUAAUUGAAAAAACAACAACAAUCAAAAAAUGAUGAUAAUUCAUCAUCAAAUGUUUUAAAUAUUGUACGACGACAUCAAAAUUCAAUAAAAAUUGGUUUAAUGUUUAGUAAUGUACCGGAAUUGGCAAGUUUUCUAAUCGGUAUUUGUCGUGUACGUUGUGCUGCUGUAUUAUUUAAUUAUAAUCAUCGAAAUGAUCUGUUGUUGAAUGCAUUUGAAGCAUCCAAUUGUAAAAUGUUUAUAUUUGAAUCAAAAUAUUUGCCAGCUUUAAAAGAAAUUGCCGACCGAUUACCUGAUGGUAUACGAUUCAUAAUGUAUGAUCGAAAUAUACGAAAUGAUUCGGGAAAACAUGAAAAGAAUUUAGAUUAUAAAGGAUUUACACGUGAUGAUCUUAUUAAUGGAAAUAUUUUGGAAAAUGAUGAAAAAUUUUCCCAGAUUCUUGAUUCAUAUCCAGUAACACGUGUACGGAAAAAUUAUACAUACAAAAUGAAUGAUAUAAUUGCUUAUAUAUUUACAUCUGGUACAACUGGUGGCAAAAUUAAAGCUGCUGCUGUUAAUAAUUAUCGUUUUGUUGCUAUUAAUUUAUUAAUGUAUUUUGCAUUCGGUAUUGAUUCAAAGGAAAAUGUUUAUGUUUGUGUACCAAUUUAUCAUGGAUUAGGUUGUAUAAUGGGUAUUGGUUCUACAUUUAUUAAUGGUAAUAUUACAACAUUAGUGGAUAAAUUUUCUGCUUCGAAAUUUUGGAAAGAUUGUUAUGAAAAUAAAUGUACAUCUGUAAUCUAUAUUGGUGAAUUAUGUAGAAUAUUAUUAUCACGUCCACCAGGUGAUUAUGAUCGUAAACAUUCAAUAAAAAAAUUUAUGGGUGUCGGUAUGAAUCGUUUUGUUUGGGAAAAAUUCGUUAAAAGAUUUCAUAUUAAAAAUAUUUAUGAAUAUUAUGGUUCAACCGAAGGAAAUACUGCACUUUUUAAUCUUUUACAAGUACCUGGUGCAUGUGGAUUUUUACCAUAUUAUUGGGGUAAAAUUAUGCGUUUAUUUUAUCCAAUAUAUUUUGUUAAAGUUGAUCCAGAUACAAAAGAAAUUGUACGUGGUGAGGAUGGUUUUUGUGAAAUGGCCAAACCAGGUGAAACUGGUAUGUUAAUCGGUGAAAUAAGACAAAAUUCCGAAACAACACAUUUUCUUGGUUAUGCAUCGGUAAAAGAAUCAUCGAAAAAAUUAGUACAAAAUGUUAGACGUAAAGGUGAUUAUGCAUUUGUUUCCGGUGAUCUUAUGGAAAUGGAUUGGGAUGGUAAUCUUUAUUUUAAAGAUCGAACAGGUGAUACAUUCCGUUGGAAAGGUGAAAAUGUUUCGACAACCGAAAUUGAAUCAAUCAUAUCACAAUUUAUUGAUCAUAAAGCAUGUAUUGUUUAUGGUGUUGAAAUACCUGGUUAUGAAGGACGUUGUGGUAUGACAGCAUUAACUGAUCGAAAAAUUGAUCUGGAUAAAUUAUAUGAUUAUAUGAAAAAACGUGCACCUGAAUAUGCUAUACCGAAAUUCAUUCGAUUUUUAGAUGAAAUUGAACAUACAAGUACACAUAAAUAUAUUAAAUAUACAUAUCGUAAUGAUGGUAUUGAUUUGAAAAAUUUAAAACCAAAUGAACAGAUUUAUUAUUUUGAUCGUCAAACACAACGUUAUCAUUUAAUGGAUAUGGAUAUUUAUGAAAAAAUUAUUAAUGGUUCGAUACGAAUUUGAUCAAUAUUUAACCAAUCAAUCAAUCAAUAAAUCAAUCAUCAUCACCAUCAUCGAUUUGGAAUCCCCUCAACAUCUAACAUUCUUUCAGGCUAUAUUUUUAUAUUUUUAGUAUUAUAAAUACCUAUUACCAAAGGGGGGAAUUAUUUAUAAUUUUUUGUUUUAAUAAUAAAGUUUUUUUUUGCCCCUUA